Molecule: messenger RNA, 1203 nt
Organism: Ruditapes philippinarum (Manila clam)
Lineage: Eukaryota; Metazoa; Mollusca; Bivalvia; Venerida; Veneridae
Exons: 3
Coding region: 319-1203 (294 amino acids)
Source: RefSeq, a predicted model, not a curated record
AAAUUUUAAUCGAUUGACAUGUUUAUGUACACCUUUAUUAAUAGGAAAACUUAUAUACAGGCGGUCUAAAAUGAUUAAAUGUCAAUUAAACAGUCAGCUUGUAACUUUCCCUUUUACAGAUAAUGAAUUGAAAAAAUGGCUUCACACAUGUUGCUCUUUGUUCUUGUUCAAUAGCUUAAGAUUAAAAUACUUUAAAACAAUGGAAUCAUUUAAGUUUUCAAUUAGCAAAGGGUCAUUGAGUGUUAAUGGCGUUAUCGGUUAAGUGUAACAAAGCGGUGAAUCGUGUACAUAUUUCAAACGUACAUUUGAAGUAGUACGAUGUUUUUAUCAUCGAAGGAAAAUACAUGGACGCAACAUCUUAGUAAUAAUCAGUAUUUAGGAAGGUCCAAGAUCAUUAAAGAUCCAAUUGUGAGACAAAGCCAAGUGUGGUUGGAAAGUAAAUUCAAGGAGUUUGAUUACACAAAUGAUGCCAUAUUUGAAUCUUUUCGAGACUAUCCGAGGAAGAAACAAUUAUAUCGUAAACACAAAGACAUUGCUAAAGAUUAUGAUAGAAAAGUGAAAUUCUAUAAAAAUUGUCAGCGUUGGUACAGUACAGAGACGAAACGACAGAUGCAAGAUGUUGAGGAAAGAUUUUCAAAAUUAUUGCAAUACACGUUUGACUCGAACAGUAAAAAGACGAAGGGGUUACAACAGAGUUACAGUAGAUGGAUCUCCAUACAUGGUAAACCACUAGAUCAUGAUAAAUCUGCUGACCAAAACGUACCUUUAACGUCACAUACAUCAAAACCAAAUAUACUCGCUAACGACGUUGAUAGUCCAUUGCCAAUAAUUUCUCGUUCAGAGAGGGUGCAUAGUUUACGCAGUGUUAGCGUUGAUAAUAUUCCAAAGAUUGUUGAAGAUCAGCAAACAUCUGACAGACCUAACAUUAGAGACAUUAGUCCAGCCUUUAAACCAGGAAUGCCUAAAUCUAUAUCCAGUUUAGAUAUCCGUCAUGACUAUGACGUAGUGAAAACAAAACAACCCAAAAUUAAUAGUAAAAAUACGGUUAAGUUAUCGUCUCUUUGGGUCAUUAAAGAUCCAAUUGUGAGACAAAGCCAAGUGUGGUUGGAAAGUAAAUUCAAGGAGUUUGAUGAUACACAAAUGACUGCCAUAUUUGAAUCUUUUCGAGACUAUCCGAGGAAGAAACAAUUAUAUUUCUCGUAA